Molecule: messenger RNA, 1048 nt
Organism: Varroa destructor (honeybee mite)
Lineage: Eukaryota; Metazoa; Arthropoda; Arachnida; Mesostigmata; Varroidae
Source: RefSeq, a predicted model, not a curated record
AAUGGCACCGUAUUUCUAAAGUUGUCACUGAUUUAUCUAUUAUAUGAUUAUGCCGUGUAAAUAGUUUCUCUCUGGUUGAAUUAUGAUAAGUAAUUUGUUACUUAUAGUUCAACGAAAGAGUACCGCUCUGAGAAGUGCCAGUACUGCGUUUUUUUACAAUGGUGAACUUUAUAGAAUUAAUGCAGAUCAGUAAUUUCAGAGAAGUUUGCUCUUCGAUAACUAUAUAAUAUGCAGCGACUUUUUGCAUAUGUAGAAAGAGCGUAAGGUUUGACUCAAAAUGCAACAUAAGUCAUGCUUGUAGUAUUCAUAAGCUGUUUGCCGAACGCAAACGCCUUUUGUGCUUACCGCAUCGAUAGUUUUGUCUUGCUUGACCGCGUGGAUUUGGCAAUCCACCAACAAUUUAUGAAGAGAAAACAAAGUCAACAAAAUUAUGUAUGACGAGAAUCGAAAAACCCCUCGAAAAUUAAACUCAUCAAAGACAAGAGACGACUUGGUUCAACUAAAAACAAGUACACGUGCAAAUCAGGACCAAUCACCACAGAAUUCUAAUCCUAUCGAGGAUGCUUGGUCGGAAGGUCCCGCGAACCGUCUUCAUGGAGGCAAAGAGGCGAAAAAGGGCGAACCACAAGAUCAACAAGGAGGAUCGCAAGAUCAAAUAGUAAGCAAAAAAUGUCAAGGAACGGAGCGGGAAAAGCUUCAGAGGCACGAAGAGACGGCGAAGAAGAAGCCUGAAAAAAAGCUGGACGCGAAGAAAAAAGCUGAAAAAGAGUCACCAGCGAAGAACAAGGCUGAAAAAGAAUCACCGGCGAAGAAGGUUGAAAAAGAAUCACCAGCGAAGAAGAAGGCUGAAAAAGAGUCACCAGCGAAGAAAAAGGCUGAAGACCUACCGGAAAAGAAAAAGGCUGCAGAAGAGCUAGCGACGAAAAAAAAGACUGGAGAACUAGUGACUAAGAAAGCAAAGCUGGUGGAAACGAAAAAGCCUGAAGAAGGGCUGGUGGAAAUGAAAAAGCCUGAAGAAGGGCUGGUGGAAACGAAAAAGCCUGCCUGA